This is a messenger RNA of Nicotiana tabacum (common tobacco), 1883 nucleotides long. Its product is annotated as serine/threonine-protein kinase SAPK2. The record is from RefSeq and is a predicted model, not a curated record. Gene Ontology annotation, biological process: protein phosphorylation. Gene Ontology annotation, molecular function: protein serine/threonine kinase activity; ATP binding. Lineage: Eukaryota; Viridiplantae; Streptophyta; Magnoliopsida; Solanales; Solanaceae.
AAUUCCAAUUGUGUCAUCCUUGUAUGUUUUUUUUCUUGUUCAGCUACUGGUCUCAUCAGGGGCGAAGCGCGUUCUGGUUAUGAGUUCAGCGAACCUAAUAGCUUUUGUUCAAAUAAUUCAUUGAUUAUUUAUAAUUUAAUAAUUUAGAAUUUAGUAACUUUUAGAGUUUCGAAUGAAAUAUUAGUUCAGCCUCUGGGUUCCACCAUUUUACGCACCUUUCAAAUACAGAGAAUGUCUUUUGAAAUACCAAAAUAACAAAGAGAGUUUCAUUCUUUCCGGUUAGCAAGAUUUAGACAGCUUCUUCAAUUACAGCUCUUCCUUUCCUUUGACAUAGCUCUUGUCUUUACAUCUUUAACCUCUCUAUAUAUUCAACUUUAAGUAAAUACCCUUUUGUUUUUUUCUUCCUUCUCAUGCAUGGUUAUUUGAUGUAUUGAAUCUGAAAUAUAAAAUGGAAAGGUAUGAAAUUCUUAAAGACAUUGGUUCUGGCAAUUUUGGUGUGGCGAAGCUUGUGAAAGAUAAAUGGAGUGGUGAGCUCUUUGCUGUUAAGUAUAUUGAAAGAGGCAAAAAGAUUGAUGAGCAUGUUCAAAGGGAAAUCAUGAAUCAUAGGUCUUUGAGGCAUCCAAAUAUCAUUAGAUUUAAGGAGGUAUUGCUAACUCCAGCUCAUCUAGCCAUAGUUAUGGAAUAUGCUUCUGGAGGGGAGCUUUUCGAACGAAUAUGCAAUGCUGGAAGAUUCAGUGAAGAUGAGGGAAGGUUUUUCUUUCAACAACUUAUAUCAGGAGUCAGUUACUGUCACUCAAUGCAAAUUUGCCACAGAGAUCUUAAGCUUGAAAAUACAUUGUUAGAUGGGAGCUCUACACAACGUCUGAAAAUAUGCGAUUUUGGCUAUUCUAAGUCAGCAGCAUUGCAUUCACAACCAAAAUCUACAGUAGGAACUCCGGCCUAUAUCGCACCAGAAGUCUUAUCAAGAAAAGAAUAUGAUGGAAAGAUAGCAGAUGUUUGGUCUUGUGGGGUCACAUUAUAUGUGAUGUUGGUUGGUGCUUAUCCCUUUGAAGAUCCUGAUGAUCCAAGAAACUUCAAGAAAACAUUAACUAGGAUAUUAAGUGUGCAGUAUUCAAUCCCUUAUUAUGUUCGAGUUUCAAAGGAGUGUAAUCAUCUUUUAUCUCGAAUAUUCGUAGCUGAUCCGGAGAAGAGAAUAACGAUCGAAGAAAUAAAGAAGCAUCCUUGGUUUUUAAAGAACUUGCCUAAAGAAUUUAUGGAAGGAGAGGAAGCUAGUUUAGUACAAAUGAAUGGUGGAGACAAACCAUUGCAAAGUAUUGAAGAAGCAUUGGCUAUAAUUCAAGAAGCAAGAACACCAGCAGAGGGGUCUAAAAGUGAUGAUCCUUUUGUUAAUAGCAGUAUUAGCAUGGAACUUGAUGAUUUUGAUACUGAUGCUGAUUUAGAUGAUGAAAUAGAUACAAGUGGGGAUUUUGUAUGUGCAUUGUAAGUGCAACACCAUUGGCGUGCGCCGAUGCGGCCCUUUCUCCGACUGUGUGUGCGUGCGAGAUGCUUUGUACACUGAACUGUCUUUUUUUUAUUACUGAGUGCUACUUUUGGCAUGGAAGCCAAUAUUGCUGAAAUAUGAAUUUGAGAUAAGGCAUCUUUUCUUGGCCAUGGAGAUGAAAAUAAUUUACUUAGUCCUACUUGGCCCUUGGGGCCAUUCUAUAGUAGAGUGGUUUAAUUUUCUGAUUUGUACUUAAUGUUUUUUAAAUCCAUGUUUAGUUUCAUAAAUCUUCAUUUUGAUAGGAAGUUGAAGGUCUUUUUAAGAUAUUAUAUUCAAAAAACCAUCAUGUAUGACACCAAGGAUACCACAUAGUUUUGUUUGCAAUUGUAAAUAAGUUGUGCAA